UUAUACACCCUUUUUAAUUACUCACUUCCCUAUAUAUAAAAAAACCCUAGAUAGGUUUGUGAUUGUGAUCGCCUCCAUCUGCUGCUGCUGCUGUCCCCUGAUCUGUGAGGGUCUGCUAUCUUCGGUCCGAUUUCAUGGCUCCAAAGAAAGACAAGGCUCCUCCACCUUCCUCGAAACCCGCAAAGUCUGGCGGUGGCAAGCAGAAGAAGAAGAAGUGGAGCAAGGGAAAGCAGAAGGAGAAGGUGAAUAACCAGGUGCUUUUUGAUCAGGCCACCUAUGACAAGCUUCUAACCGAGGCACCCAAAUACAAACUCAUUACCCCUUCUAUUCUCUCUGAUCGUUUGAGGAUUAAUGGAUCACUUGCAAGGAAGGCUAUAAGAGACUUGAUGGCUAGAGGUUCAAUUAGGAUGGUAUCUGCCCACGCAAGCCAGCAGAUUUACACUAGAGCUACAAACACCUAGAUGUAGUGCUGGUCAUUAUGUAGUAUUGAUGGGACCGGUGAAGCAAUUUUCUUUUUCAGUUUGAGACGCACCUCGAGCUAGGUUGCUUAAACGAUUGUUGUUAAAUCCAUGGUUUAUUUCUUUUUAUAUUCUUGGUAGUAUAUUUGACAUGAGGUUUUCAUAUCUUAUCUUUUUGGGUA
This is a messenger RNA of Gastrolobium bilobum, 640 nucleotides long. Its product is annotated as small ribosomal subunit protein eS25. NCBI's taxonomy places the organism in Eukaryota, Viridiplantae, Streptophyta, Magnoliopsida, Fabales, Fabaceae. Bases 135 to 461 code for a protein of 108 amino acids. Gene Ontology annotation, cellular component: cytosolic small ribosomal subunit. The record is from RefSeq and is a predicted model, not a curated record. The transcript has 4 exons. Gene Ontology annotation, molecular function: structural constituent of ribosome.